UUUAAGGUAACCGGUGAACGAGUCAUACGAUGGGUCAUGGAAAGUAAAACAUAUCUACUAGUUUUUAUCUCCAAGGGAUUGAUCCGAAUAGGAGCGAAUGAAUAGGUACAAUAACACAACAGGAACAACAUCCGUGUAGCCCUUGCUAUGAAGCUAUGAUAAGAGAAAAAAGUCUAAAUUUAGACAAAUUAAUCAUUUGUUUUAAAAGAAGUCGGAAGCUGGGUUAAUGAAUAAUGAGGGGUGAGUAAGUGCGUUAUGGGCGUUUGUGUAGUAUUUUUAACUUGUGCCAUCUGCGGCGCCGAUCGUAGUUGUCGUCUCACGUCAUCGGCGGGUUUCUUCCAAUAAUGUUUUUAUUUUAAGUGGUUUAUAAUUAUUAAUGACUCCAUUAAAAUGUUGUUAUCGAUAAAGUAUCGUUCGAACCUCCUAAUUUUGAUCGGCCUGUGUGCUUUUAUACACUAUGGUUCUACAGAGAUUGCUUCCUUCUAUGGAUCGAGUUAUGCGACUGUGCCGUAUCAAGAUGCCAAGACUAUGACUGAUAUAAGUUUUGCAUUUCGAACAAAACAUUUGGACGCUUUUCUUAUUUUAGCAGCUGGCAAAACAGACUACUGUUUUGUAUUACUAGAAGCCGGAAGACUUAAGGUAAAAAUCAAUCUUGGAGCUGGUGAAUCUGAAAUAUCAUCUCCAAGAGGACUUCGACUUGAUGAUUUAAAUUGGCAUACAGUGAAUAUCUCACGUAAAGAUGGUGAUUUAAAUUUAGCUGUUGACAAAAUACAUGUUGUCAGAGAAAAAUUACCAGUUGGAUUCUAUGCAUUAAAUAUGUAUGGUGGAUUGUACAUUGGUGGGCAAGGUGAUUUUUCCGAAUUAUUUUUGGGUCAUACAAAUGGAUUGCGUGGUUGUUUACGAGAUGUUCGUUAUAAUGCAGUUCCGGAUGUUUUAAGUAGAGCACGUUGGAGAAUAGGUAGAGCAGAUUCUCAUGCAGUAUCAUGGAGCUGUGUUAAUGAAUUUGAUGCACCUAGAGAAGCUAGUAUAUCAUUUUUAGAAGAUGGUGCUUAUAUGGCAAUACCUAGUGUUUUAACGUCCCGAACAAAUGUGAAGUGGCAAUUUUCUAUCAAAACUAUAGCUGAAACUGGCUUAAUUCUUUACAAUUCUAAAAAGAGUACUACUGUAGGAAGACAUAGUACAAAUGUAGAUUUUGUAGGUGUAGAACUUGUUAAUGGAAAAGUUCGUGUUGCUCAAAAUUGGGGUUCUGGAGUUUCUGAGUUACUAUCUGAAGUUAAUAUAAAUGAUGGUGUAUGGCAUUCUAUAAAUGUAGCAAUGGAAGCUGGGGGAAUUGAUGUGACUAUUGAUGCACCAAAACAUAGAUAUCGAUUAGCAUUUAACAACUCAGUUCAACCUUCUAAACAUCUAGAUCUUUCAUCAAUUCUUUAUGUUGGUGGAUUAGAAGUUAAUAUGAGAAGUGGAGCUUUGGCUACCGGUAUGUUAUCAGCUAGUAACAGCUUCAAAGGAUGUAUUCGUGGUAUUUCAAGUGAUGGACGUGCACUUGGUCUACCAGAUGCUUUUGAUACAUCUAAAUUAAUUUCACGAUGUGUUUGGUCAUACCCUUGUACUGAAAAACCAUGUGUACAUUCACCUGACAUUGGUUGUUCUCCUAUUGGAAUUGAUUCUUUCAAGUGUACUGGUUGUGUAGAUCUCAAUGAUCCACAGUGUGUUCGUCAAGAAUUUAUCGAUACUCAUAAAGCAAUGUUAAAAAUACCAUUAGUAAUUGCUAUUGAAGUAUUGUCAGUCAAUAAUUUAAUUGUUGUUGAAGGAUCUACAUCUAAUAUUACAACAUCAACAAUAAAUCUUAUCAUGGACUAUAAUCAUUAUGGUGUUAAAGAAUCUGGUGUUUUAUUCAAUAUUGUUCAACCUUACGCUAAACAUGGAAAAAUACUUAUAAAUUCUAAAUCAAUAACAGGAAGUUCAGUGACGUCAUUUAACAUGUUGAAUAUUUUAAAAAAUGAAGUAUAUUAUGUACAUGAUGGAUCAGAAAGUGUUCAGGAUUCAGUAACUCUUGACUUAGAAUUUUUUUCAAAUGAAGGUUUAGUAUUACCAGAUUACCUACAAGAACAACAAAGAUUUGUUUUACCUGUUAACAUUACACCUGAAAAUGAUACACCAAUAGUUCGACUAUCACCUGAUUAUAAUAUGCGCUUAGCUCAAGGAACUUGGAAGGUAAUUGAUAAAGACAAAAUAUUGGUGAUUGACAAAGAUUCAAGUACUGAAAGACUUAUUAUAUCGGUAUUGAAUAUAAGUGGAGGUAAUUUAGAAAUUUUAGACAAUCCUGGAGUAAAACUAGAAACAUUUACUGUUGCUCAAAUGAAUAAUGGUUUUAUUGGCUAUCGUCAUACAUCUAAUGAUACAGGAAAUUUUAGUUUUUCAUUUCAAGUAUCAGAUGGUGAGAAAACAAGUGCAAUCACAACUGUACAAAUUUCUGUAUAUACUUUGUCCUUGACCUAUGUUCAAAAUACCGGUGCUAUUUUAGCAUACAAAUCAUCAGUUAUUAUUGCACCAACAAAUUUGACAUUUAUAACAAAUAGUGAUGAUCCUUCAUUAGAAUUAUCAUUUAAGAUUGUCAAACAUCCAAAGUUUGGAACAUUAAAAUUAGUUGAUGGAGAACGUGCUCAAGAUAAAAUAAAUUUAUUUAAUAGUCAUCAAUUAGAAAAAAAACUUGUUAGUUAUGUUCAUAAUAGUGAAGGAUCACCUACACGAGACUUAUUUAAGUUUGAAGUUUGGGCUGGAAAAGUCAAAUUAGGAGAUACUUAUAAGUUUGAGUUAAAUUUUGUUGAAGUACAUCUGAUAGUUGAUAUUUUUGGUCCAAUUGAGUGGAAUGCAUCUAGUGAAACAGUAGUUACUAGUAAAUCAAUCAAGGUUCAAACUCAUCCUAUAUUAUUACACCCUAGUUCAAUUGUUUUUGAACUAAUUAAGACUUCUCAUACUGCAUCAUUAUAUUUAAGAAAUAAUCCUUUAAUAGAUGGUGAUUUAUGGACUCAAAAUGAUGUAGAAUCUGGUCUUUUAUCUAUAAAACUUCAUCAUGAUACAUAUUCUUCAGCUACAGAUUUUUUUAAUGUGAAAAUUAGUGCACCGAGAUGUCAACCAAUAGUUACUAAACUUCUGAUAUUUGAUUAUACACCUAGUGUGCUAUUAGCUCAAGCAGUAUCAGCUUUUAUUCAUCCUCUUGAUGUUGUUGAAGGCAGUUCAUCCCCUCUUACUGAUAAACAUAUAUCAAUUAAAUGUGUUGGUGUUAAUCAAUUACGUUUUGAAAUUUUAACUGGUCCAGAACAUGGUUAUUUACAUUUGUUAAUAAAUAACAACACAGUAAAAAAUGUCACAGUUUUUACUGAAGAUGAUUUAUAUGACAGUACAUUGUCCUACUCACAUGAUGGAUCAGAAAAUAAUAGAGAUUAUUUUAAAUUUUUGGCAACAUCAAAAAAUGCUAACUUUCAAUAUGUAGGUCAAGUUAAUGUAUCUGUAUUAUUAAUUAAUGACAACCCACCAAGUUGCAAAACUGAAGAAAAUUUGCGUGUUGUAUCUGGAAGUGACAGAACCAUUACUAGUCGUAAUCUACAGUGCCAAGACAAAGAUGUUGAUACUCCAGUUACUUCACUUAUAUUUACUAUAAAUUCUAUUUCAAAUGGUAUGAUUCUUAAUACUAUAAACAAUCCUUUUACAACUGUUAUGAAAUUUACUCAGGAAGAUGUUAAUAGUGGAAGUCUUAUUUAUCGUGAUGAAUCUUCAGAUAAUAGUAAACAAAACAGAAUUAGUGCUGUAGAGCUUGGUGUUUUUGAUGGAAAACAUUCUAUUGAUCUUAAACUACAAGUUGAGUCAUCACCUCCAUUUAUUAAAGUUUUAAAUAAUUCUCAACUAAUGUUAAGACAAGGUGGUGCUGCUACCAUAACUACUAAUCAUCUUUAUGCUGAUACUAAUUUAAACAUACAUUCUGAUAAAAUUAAUUAUCAAGUAAUGGAAGGUCCAGGUCAAGGAGAAAUUGAAUUGGGAACUAAUUUGGAGCCAUUGAAAACUUCUAUUUUUAGUCAAGCAGAACUUGAAGCUGGGCAUGUUCGUUAUCGUCAUAACGGUGAUGUGGAAAGUAUACGUGAUCGUGUAUUAUUUAAAGUUUCAGCUGGUAAUACUGUAUACAGAGAAAUCGACUUUGAUAUUAGACUUUUACCUCAGCAUUAUUGGGAACCACUUGUAGUGACUAAAAAUUCUCCUAUUGUUGUGGAUGAAUCUACUACCAUUGCAAUUACUAAGCAGUAUUUGGAAGUAAAACAAGAAAUGGUUCCGCCAUCAGAUAUAAUGUAUCUUGUUAAAGAGCAACCCCGCUUUGGAUAUCUGGAAAAAGAAUUUAAUGAAGAAGAUCCUAAUAAUCUAGAAAAUAACCAUUUAACUUCAUUCAAUCAAAGUCUUAUAAACAAUGGUCAUUUAUACUAUGUCCAAUCUACAAUGAAUCAGAGUACUGAUAGACUUGUUGUAGAUAUUACAAAUGGAGUAGUUUCUUUGUAUGGUCUUGUAAUAAGUUUUGUUAUUGUUCCAAAAAACGUCUACUUGACCAGUUCUCAAUUAAAUGUUAUUGAAGGAGGAAAUGUUACAUUGUCAAGUGACACAUUUCCUGUUGCUAGUAUUUACUAUACUGAUAGAAUAUCCCGUUACUCUCUAGUUAGUCCCCCAAACCAUGGACGUAUUGUUAGAACAACUGCAGAUUCAUUUGAUCCAACUAUUGAUUUUUGGAGCCCCAAACAGCUAGCUAGAGCUCAGAUAAUGUAUGUACAUGAUGGAUCAGAAAGUACAGAUGAUAUAUUUUCAGUUAAAGUAGCUGUAUCUGAUGAAAAAGAAAGUGCUCCGGUGGAUAUUGAAGUUAAAGUGAAUCCAGUAAACAAUCAAAAACCAUCUAUAUUAAGAAAUACUGGUAUAAAAGUAUGGAAAGGAGGUCUUGGUUUAAUUACAUCUGAUAACUUAGCUGCUGAAGAUAAGGACACUGAUGUUUCAAACCUUACUUUUGCAAUAACAUCUUCAAGAUGUGGUCAUAUUAUCAUAGAAUCUCAAAGAGUUGAACGAUUCACUCAAGCUCAAAUAGAUCAAGGUAUUGUUAAUUUCCAACAUUCUGGAGAAUUUUGUGAUGGAGAAUUAGAAUUAUCAGCUAGUGAUGGAAUAUAUUCUACUAAUAUUAUAAAAUUCCAUGUGGUUGCUGAACAAGCAUCAGUAAAGUUAUUAUUUAAUAAUCCAUUGCGAGUAUUUCCUAUGCUUGGACGACAAUUGACUGCUGAACAUCUGAUGGCCCAGUGUGAUGAUCCUAAUUAUCUUGUUAUGUAUGUAAUAAGAAAUUCACCUAGAUAUGGUAUUAUAUCAAAAAGUGCUUCUUAUGAAGAUUCAAAUCAACUAGCUAUAACAAAUUUCACUCAAACUAAUGUAAAUGACUCAGCUAUCUGGUAUCAUCAUGUUUCAAAAUAUUUCUCUAGUAAUACUACAAAUGAUGUCUUUACAUUUGAUGUGGUUUGUGAACAUGCAACUUCAAUUGUUAAUCAGACUUUCAAUGUAGAGAUUACAGUUUCUUCUGGUGGUCUUGAAGAGUUAUUAAUUGGGGACAAAACUAAAGAACUUGUAGUUAAAGAAGGAGAAUCUUCAAUAGUUAACCUGAACACAACAGCCAUUUUAACAUUUUUGGUCAAUAGCAUUGGUAUUAGAUCACCGACAAUUAAGAUCGACUUGAUUAAUGAGCCAAAACAUGGACAUCUUUGCCUUGAUGACGACUGUAAUCGACGUACAUUCUCUCAAGGUCAUAUGCGUCGUAAUCAAGUUAGAUAUGUUCAUGAUCAUUCCGAUACUCUAUCAGAUAGUUUAGACUUUUCUGUAUACUUGGAUGUUGAUCCUACAGCUGUGCCAUUGUGCAAUGUGACCGUACCAGUUAGCAUUUUACCAGUUAACGAUCAACCAUUCUUUUUGACUCAGUCCUAUCCUAAUUUGAAGUUGGUCCAAGGACAAUCCGUAUCUCUAACGAGAUCAGAACUUUUGACAGAAGAUCCAGAUACGCCUCCCGAACAAAUAGUUUAUGAUAUCAUAACAGGACCUGCCUAUGGGACACUCUACCUAGCAGGUAUUAAAAACUCUAUGAGAUUCACUCAAGCUGACAUAGACGCCGGCGAAGUGGUGUACAAGCACGACGGACAACUAAAGCCAACAUCGUUCUACUUCCGCGUGUGGGACGGUCAGUUCAAUCCAGUCUAUAAAGUUUUCCAGAUAUACGUCAUACCAGUUACAUUGAAUGCCUCCGUUACAUUACCGUUACCACUACUACAAGGGACGUACGAUACCAUUGUAAAAGAAAAACUGUUCUACGUGCAGACCAACGGCGAUAAGGAUUCCGUGGCCUAUAACAUUACUAUGAGUCCCAGACACGGAGUAGUGUAUGUGAACGGCACAAAAUCGAAAUUUUUCUCUCACAAGGACCUGAAGGAAGGCCGUGUAGUUUAUCGACAGACUGACCCGACCGUACCCGCAGACGCCCUACGAUUGUCCGCACAAAUGCAUUGUGAGGAAUCGCCGGUCGUCAGAAACCUCUGGUUGAAUAUAAGCGUGGAGCCACUGGUGAAAACGGGCGCGUUUUAUCCGUUGACCGGGUUGAAAUCACAAUUGGGCGUGCAAGUGCUAAAUGCCGAAAUGCUGGCCAAAACUACCAAUUCGGAUCCCAAGUACAAAAUCCUAAAAAAGCCCAAGUACGGUAAGUUAAAAAGGAUCGUCAGACGAUCAGGGGACAUGGUAGUAAAACGCGAAGAGGAGGUUAUGCAGUUCACGCAUGGCGAGAUUGCCAGCGGUGUCGUAUACUUUGCAGCCAAAAAGGUGUUGGAUCCCGUCGAGGACAGCUUUCCUUUCAUGCUCACGGCCGACGGCGUGCAACCGGCUAUCGGUGAACUCCGGUUUCAUAUAUCCGUGGCCGAGCCACCUUCAAGUACACCCCACCCGUCCAUGACGACGGUCAUGGUCUCUACCAAACAGCAGUCCAACGCGACGUUAUCCGUCAACAAGUCGAACCGCAACGGCUACAGAGUGGACAUGGCCAGCCCUAACAUAAGCGACGACUAUUUGUUGUGCGUCGGGUUCAUAAUGGCUGUAGUGGUCGCUUCGCUGGUCAUCGUUGUACUAGUGCGAUGCCGGUCCAAAAAACAGGCGGAAGAACUAGACAAAAUGAAUCCCAUGCCUUUGCCCUGUCCACCGGACGAUUUAAUGUCCACGCCAUUAUCCGGCAAUAAUAAGAACGGCAACGGCUGUAAGGUCAUAGCGUUGGGUCCUCCCGAUCGCGCGGAUCAACCCGAUUCUUCCACCACAGAAUUCAACAUGAGGUACCCUUAUGGUGCCGCCGACGAAGAGUACUGCAGUAGCAGCGCCGACGGUACGGAACAAAACAACCCCAUGCUCAGGCGGAACCAGUAUUGGGUGUAACAUUAAGAGCGCCUCGUCGACUCUGUCUCGUGUUGUAUAAAACCACAGUGGUGUAAAGUGUUUUUUUACUAUAUUUAAUUUAUAAUAAUUUGUAUAAAAUGAACUAGUCAAAUUCAACGAGUAACGGACUUACCUUUUUUUAUGUAUUAAUGACUUUAGAUUACGCUUAUCAACUUAAUAAUGAUAACACAUAACUCAUUGAAAUCGUUUGACGUCCGUCGUAUAAACCUUUUUCUUUUUUUUAUUGAUUAAAUAAUAAGUUUAUAUGAAAACAUUCUAAUUUUUAGUUACUUAAAUUUUUUUGUGUUUAGGUACAUGCAUAGCGUACGACAAUUAUUUAUAUACGAUGAAUACAUCUAAUGUAUUAUUUUUCCAUGUAAAAAACCCGUUGUGUUUUUGUUAAAUAAUCGAAUUAUUAGCGGUACGUGUCAAAUCACUCGCAACAAUAGUUUAUUAUUAUUAUUAUUAUAAUACUUGUAAUCCUAUUGUAUACUUAUUUAAUCUGUGUGUUCAAUAAUGUAUAAUAAUACUAUAAUGAUGAUUAAUUAUUAAUACAUUUUUUCUAUUGUAUAGUUGUUUUUUUUUAGUUAAA
Messenger RNA from Daktulosphaira vitifoliae (grape phylloxera), 8065 nucleotides. It is a transcript of the gene kon, whose product is annotated as chondroitin sulfate proteoglycan 4. NCBI's taxonomy places the organism in Eukaryota, Metazoa, Arthropoda, Insecta, Hemiptera, Phylloxeridae. Bases 391 to 7473 code for a protein of 2360 amino acids. The record is from RefSeq and is a predicted model, not a curated record. The transcript has 19 exons.